AUGGCCAAUAUCUCCAAGGGGUUUAAGAAGACCAGCUCCAAUGGAAAGCUCUCCAUCUACCUGGGGAAACGGGACUUUGUGGACCACGUGGACAUGGUGGAACCCAUCGAUGGUGUAGUCCUGGUUGAUCCUGAUUACAUAAAAGGUCGAAAGAUGUUUGUCACAUUGACAUGUGCCUUUCGCUAUGGCCAUGAUGACUUGGAUGUGAUUGGUCUGACAUUCCGCAAAGAUUUGCAUGUACAGGCCCAGCAAGUGGUCCCAACUGAACCCACUAGCCCCAAGAGGCCCCUCACAUUCCUACAGGAGCAACUUCUACACAAGCUUGGGGACAACACCUACCCCUUUACCCUGCAGAUGGCUACCAACUUGCCCUGUUCAGUGACACUGCAACCAGGUCCUGAAGAUGUAGGAAAGGCCUGCAGGAUUGACUUUGAAGUGAAGGACUUCUGUGCUGCAAGCAUCGAGGAGAAAAUCCCCAAAAGAGACUCUGUGAGGCUGGUUAUUCGGAAAGUACAAUUUGCAUCCCUGGAGCCAGGCCCUGGCCCCUGGCCCCAGACUAUCCACCACUUCCUUCUGUCACCUCAGCCCCUACAACUCCAGGCCUGGAUGGACAGGGAAGUUCACUACCAUGAUGAAUCCACCUCUGUCAAUGUUUCCAUCAACAACUGUACCAGCAAGGUCAUUAGAAAAAUCAAGAUUUCAGUUGACCAGAUCACAGAUGUUGUCCUGUAUUCACUAGACAAGUACACCAAAACUGUGUUCAUUCAGGAGUUCAUGGAGACUAUAGCUGCUAACUCCAGCUUCUCCUAGAGCUUUGCAGUAACCCCACUCCUGGCUUCUAGCUGACAGAAACAGAGACUAGCACUGGAUGGCAAACUCAAGCAUGAAGAUACCAACCUGGCCUCUUCCUCCAGUCUUCAACCAGGAAUGAACAAGGAGUUGCUGGGGAUCCUGGUGUCCUACAAAGUAGUCAACCUGAUGGUGUCCUGUGGGGGCAUCCUAGGAGACCUGACAGCCAGUUAUGUUGGUGUAGAGCUGCCCCAGAUCCUGAUCCAUCCUAAACCAUCUCAUGGUGAGUGAUCAGGUGUAACUCACAUGAAUGAGGAGUUCGCACAGCAGGAGCCUGGCCAGGAGGAAAGCCAGAAGGCUUUGGAGGUGGAGGGAAAUGAGGGGAGCUAAGUGUUUUGCUCUGGUGCCCCUGUGUGGGAGUCCCCGUUGUAAAGUUCUAAUAAAUUAGCUUGUCCACAUAUGCCUAGUGAUCUCAUUGAUAUUUCCUUGUCCCAGAAAAUAAUAAAACUACUGAGAAUGAUCUUCCCUGCCCCCAUGCCCUCACCAUGAUUAUAUUAUCCUUAGAAUACAUGUUCUUUUCCCACGUGGACCUAGACUUCUCUUCCACACGGUCACCAGUCCUUCACGGAUCCUUUGGCUUUCUUUCUGUCCCAGGCCAUCCCUGUCUCCACCCCAUCACCCCACUCCAGUACUUGAUUGCCCCAAGUAUGAGGAGCCCUGGAUGGGAAGCCAACAGUUGCAAGUUGCCCUUGGGGAGAGUGCAGUGUGACACCAGUGCUGCCCCCUGCUUGCUUUUCCUAAUGUAUGUGCCUUCAGUCUCUUGGAGGUCCAGAGCAAGGUCUGAGGCUUUGAGGCUUAGGCCUGGAGGCUGAGGAGGGACCUAAAUACCAGGCUGUGUGCAAAUUCAAGCUCUUAUACCUGGGAGAGCAGAGUGGUGUAGGACUGGAUUAGGCUUUGGGCAUAGCAAGGUGAAUGGUAUGGAUUGGACUGCAGUAUUCUUUGGAGAAGUCUCUGGAGUUUCUCCUCCUUGAGAAAGAGUGUGUACGUGGAGUGGGAAGUGUUCAUGGAGACUAUUGAGGGGAGAAAGGGUGCCCAGGGCAAUGGUUGGCCUACUUAUCGCCAUCACAGUAGGAAAAAUGUUGAUAAUCACCUACUACAUGUACAACAUCCUUGACUAUAACUACUAGAUGAUUCCACCACCAAGAAAUCACUUGGUACAUUUUUGCCCCUUUCCUUGGCUGUCUCCCCCAGGAUUCUUCUCCUCAAAGUUAUCCAUUAUAAGUUAAAUGUUCCUGUUGAUAGCUUACAUAGGGGUGUCCAACCAGCAGCCUGUGCGCCAUAUGCUGACUUUGGGAGGACUUUGUUUAUCUGUGGUGGUAGGUAUCAUGAAAAGUAUGCAUGGACUAUUUUUUUGUUUGUUUGCUUGUUUUUUGCUAAUCAGCUUUUGUUAGUGUUUGUGUAUUUAAUGUGUGGCCCAAGACAACUUUUAUUCUUCCAAUGUGUAGCAGAGAAAAAAAAGUUUGGACACCCCUAUAGGCUAUCUCUUUGCCUAACUUGAUAGAUUUAUUGAGUUUGGGCUUUUCAUACCAAUCCUUUUCUGCCCCUAGGUUUAUGGUUUAAAUACUUGGCUACUUACUCUCUUCCAAUUCCUGGGCUUAGGAAUAAAACAGAACCCCUGAAAGUCUUAUCAUUUUUCUUGACUGUAUCUCACAGCUAUUGCGUAUAAGCUUUUAGCAGUAACCAGGAAUUUCAUCUUACCUUCUCUGAUGGCUAAAAGACAUCUGUACAGAAUGUAGUUUUACAGCAACUGAGAUACCUCCAAGGCCAAAACAAUUUAUUCUCCACUAUUUUUUUUUACUUACACGCUCAAUAAAUGACUGGUCCUUUAGCCUCAGCCUAGUUUUGCUUGCACCUUCUCCAUAUUACACCUAUACUUCUACAAUGCAAUUGCCUCAUGCUAGUGCCUUAACAGAACCAUUCCAAGUACCUCAAUGUGAGAACAGAUUUAGGGCAGGAGGGUUAUUGCCUCUCAGGCCCAUGGCACCUGACUAGGAUCUUUUACUGGGUUUACCACACUUCUUAGAUGAAGUUGUUUUAAAAUCUGUUAACCACAGGGAGUCUUAGACUUUAACAUUUAGCCAAUAUGCCUCUAUUUUCUUUCUCAGAUGGCCACUGGGAGGCAGCAGAGCAAACAAGAACAUAACAGAUUUCCCAGGGCUUGGAGCCAGAGGCUUAAGUGGCUGCGGCGGCGCCAGCCACAUACACUGGAGCUGGUGGUGUCGAAUCCAGCCCAGGCCUGCCAAACAAUGACAACUCCAACCAAAAAGUGGCCGGGCAUUGUGGCGGGUGCUUGUAGUCCCAGCUACUUGAGAGGCUGAGGCAAGAGAAUCACUUAAGCCUAAGAGUUGGAGGUUGCUGUGAGCUGUGAUGCUACAGCACUCUACCCAGGGUGACACAGUGAGACUCUAUUUCAAAAAAAAAAAAAAUUGAUUUCCUAGGAAUUAAUUUCCCAAAUUAAUUCUACCUCAAGUUCUGCUCUCAAGGGAUGUUGCUACCUAACAAUGGCACUGAGCUUCUAUAGCUCAGUAGAGCUGGGGUGGGAUAUAUAGGAAGAGCCGUAACUUUCUCAUAAAGAUAUAUUCCUACUAUCUAGAAUAGUAUUUCCUAUUUUUGAAGGCUUAUUUACUUUGCUUACUUAAAUAUCUAGAUUUCCAGGCUCCACCUCUGACUAACAGAAUCACUCUCUAGAGCAGGGGUCCUCAAACUGCGACCAGCGGGCCACAUGAGAUGGUAUGAUUGUAUUUGCUCCCAUUUUGUUUUUUUUACUUCAAAAGAAGAUAUGUGCAGUGUGCAUAGGAAUUUGUUCAUAGUUUUGUUUUUUUUAAACUAUAGUCCGGCCCUCCAACGGUCUGAGGGACAGUGAAUUGGCCCCCUGUUUAAAAAGUCUGAGGAUGCCUGCUCUAGAGAACGGCCUAGAAAUACAUAUUUAAGCUUCCCAGGAUUCUUGUGAGGCAAAUUUUUGGCCUUCAUCAUAGGGGCACUUCACCCCCUACCUCACUAGAAAACUUUUCACACUGAAUGGGUAUUUUGAACAUGCCAAUGGAAAUGGCAUAAAUAUGAUCUGGAAUCUCUAACGAUGGAUUGGUAACUAAACAUCUUAGAACAUGGCAGAAAAUUAUUUGGGACUGGAGUGAAGAAACGAGAGAAAUCGGCAGUUAGUACUAUUUCAACCUACAAGUUAGAAACUGGGAACCAAUUUCUUACUGUUGCCUCUGAAGAGACACGUAUCCAAGCCCCUUCCUUGGUUUGUGUUCCAGAUCAAAGAAUCUGGGAAAGAAGAGAGAAUUAUAUUAAUACUAUUUCCUGCAGAGAAAUGUUCAAAUCUCCUAGGGAAAAGGGCACUGUUUCUUCCAGUACCCUUCACCCUAUGCCAUUCCUGUGGCUGAGUUUCCUGGUUCUCC
Molecule: messenger RNA, 4250 nt
Organism: Nycticebus coucang (slow loris)
Lineage: Eukaryota; Metazoa; Chordata; Mammalia; Primates; Lorisidae
Gene: ARR3
Product: arrestin 3
Biological process (GO): signal transduction; G protein-coupled receptor internalization; visual perception
Molecular function (GO): G protein-coupled receptor binding
Source: RefSeq, a predicted model, not a curated record